Messenger RNA from Amblyraja radiata (thorny skate), 2032 nucleotides. It is a transcript of the gene lingo1a, whose product is annotated as leucine rich repeat and Ig domain containing 1a. NCBI's taxonomy places the organism in Eukaryota, Metazoa, Chordata, Chondrichthyes, Rajiformes, Rajidae. The record is from RefSeq and is a predicted model, not a curated record. Gene Ontology annotation, cellular component: plasma membrane. Bases 93 to 1922 code for a protein of 609 amino acids. Gene Ontology annotation, molecular function: protein binding. The transcript is spliced from 2 exons.
UAUAUGUUCGCUCGUCGCUGUCAGGAGACAAGGCCACCUGUCGGGACCCAGAGAUACCAGCAGUUGGCCAAGAUUCAGUGCCGGUGUGGGAGAUGCUAGGCGCGGGGGUCGGCGCGCCGGGACCCGGCCUGUGUGCGUGGCCGCCGGUGGUGUUGCUGUUAUUGGGGGCAGUGUUGUCGGGCCACGCCGCCGGUUGCCCGGCCCGCUGUGACUGCUCUGCACCGGAGCGCUCGGUGGUUUGUCACCGCAAGCGGCUGAUGUCGGUGCCCGAGGGCAUCCCCACCGAGACACGGCUGCUCGACCUGAGCAAGAACCGCAUCAAGACGCUGGUCCAGGAUGAGUUCUCCGCCUUCCCGUUACUGGAGGAGCUGCAGCUGAAUGAGAAUGUCCUCUCUGCCGUGGAGCCCGGAGCCUUCAAUAACUUGCUCAACCUGCGCCUACUGGGUCUGCGCGGCAACCGGCUCAAACUCAUCCCUCUGGGGGUCUUCACUGGCCUCAACAAUCUCACCCAGCUGGACAUUAGCGAGAACAAGAUCGUCAUUCUGCUGGACUAUAUGUUCCAGGACUUGUCCAGCCUCCGGGCGCUGGAGGUUGGCGACAACGAGCUGGUCUAUAUCUCCCACCGAGCCUUCAGUGGUCUCCACAGCUUGGAGCGCCUGGCGCUAGAGAAAUGCAAUCUGACCGCUGUCCCCACUGAGGCUCUGAGCCACCUCCACAGCCUGGUCCAACUCCGCCUGCGUUCACUCAACAUCCACGCCAUCCACAACUACUCCUUCAAGCGCCUGUACCGCCUGAAGGUGUUAGAGGUGUCGGACUGGCCCUACCUGAACACGCUGACCCCCAACUGCCUGUACGGCCUCAACCUCACCUCCCUGACCAUCAGCAGCUGCAACCUGUCCUCUGUUCCCUACCUGGCCGUCAGACACCUGGUCUACCUGCGCUUCUUCAACCUGUCCUUCAACCCCAUCUCCACAGUGCAAGGCCACCUGUUGCAGGAGUUACUGCGGCUUCAGGAGAUCCACCUGGCCGGGGGCAGGUUGUCCACACUUGACCCCUACGCCUUCCGUGGCCUGAGCCACCUGCGGCUGCUCAACGUGUCGGCCAACGCGCUGACCACGCUGGAAGAGAGCGUCUUCCACUCGGUGGGGAACCUGGAGACCCUCAUCAUGGACCGCAACCCGCUGGCCUGCGACUGCCGCCUGCUAUGGAUCUUCCGCCGGCGUUGGAGGCUCAACUUCAACCGGGAACAGCCGGUGUGUGCGUCGCCGGAGAUGGUCCAAGGCAAAGAGUUCAAGGACUUCCCCGACGUGUUGCCGCCCAGCUACUUCACCUGUCGCCGGGCCCGUAUCCGUGACAAGGCGCCGCAGACGGUGCGGGUGGACGAGGGACAUACGGUACAUUUCCAAUGCCGGGCCGAUGGUGAUCCGGCCCCGGUCAUUCUGUGGCUGUCCCCCCGCAAGAGGCACAUCUCCGGCCGCAGCUCCGGCCGCCUCACCGUCUUCCCGGACGGGACAUUGGAGGUUCGCUACGCCCAGAUACAGGACAACGGGACCUACAUGUGUGUGGCCAUGAAUGCUGGCGGCAACGACACCACCAGCGCCCGGCUCCUGGUCCGUGGGUACUCGGCUCAAGGGAACAGAUCCCUCGGCUUCAUCACCAACCAGCCCAGUGAUGCCGCACACAACUCCACCCGCCCAUCCGUGCCUUUCCCCUUCGACAUCAAGACACUGAUCAUCGCCACCACCAUGGGCUUCAUCUCCUUCCUCGGGGUCGUUCUCUUCUGCCUGGUCUUGCUCUUCCUGUGGAGCCGCGGUAAAGGCAACACCAAACACAACAUCGAGAUCGAGUACGUGCCCAGGAAAUCUGACGCCGGCAUCGGGACCGCUGAUGCUCCCAGGAAAUUCAACAUGAAGAUGAUCUGACACUCUGCUCUCACCCGGAUCUGCCCCACAUAGCACACACGCACUUACACACACACACACACACACACACACUUACUCACACUCACACACACACACACACACACACUCAC